Geodia barretti is the source of this 2757-nucleotide messenger RNA. NCBI's taxonomy places the organism in Eukaryota, Metazoa, Porifera, Demospongiae, Tetractinellida, Geodiidae. The record is from the annotation of a GenBank genome assembly.
AUGCCGUCCAUCGAUCAUGGAAGCACCCACUCUCGCGUUAGGCGCGAGACCUCUUCCACAUCUGCGCGUGCGUGCGGGAUUGUAUGCGCAUGGAUGGAGGAGUUCAAGAUGACUUCCAACUUCACCGCCUUUCUUAUCAUCUGUUUACUCGUAGGAGUUAAAAGCUAUGAAGAGUGUGCAGAAAAUGGAGCUCUUCAACUGCACAAUGCUAACAUAAGUGGAGUACUAAGUAUAUGCUACAACUCCACUUGGAGACUGGUGUGUGAUGAUGAGUGGGAUACUUUUGAUGCUGAGUUUGUUUGCAAACAACUUGGCUUGGAAUAUGAAGACGAAACACCAAAGGGCUGUCCAGCUAGAGGUUUAAAUGUGACUGGGUCAUUCCUGAUGAAUGGUGUAAUGUGCUUGGGAACAGAAGACUCUCUAUUGACGUGUGCACAUUCUUAUGAUGUCGCAGACUGCAUCGACGAAGAAGCUGUAGUUGUGGAAUGCAAAGAUGUGUGCAACUGUGCAGAAAUGGCUGAAUGUGUCAACAAUAAUGGCAAUUACAGCUGCAUAUGCAAACAUGGCUACAGUGGAAACGGAACCUUUUGCGAAGAUAUCAAUGAGUGUGUUCUGGAGAUUCACAACUGUGCAGAAAAUGCUAAAUGUAUCAAUACUCCAGGCAGUUUCUCAUGCAUGUGCAAGUAUGGCUAUGUCGGCAAUGGAACUUAUUGUGAAUCAUGUGAUCCUGAUAAUUCUCCAAUUGGUUUUACUGGAAAUGGAACUUACUGCGAAGAUAUUGAUGAGUGUGAUCUAGGUACUCACAACUGUGAUGAAAAUGCCAACUGCACCAAUGUUCCUGGCAGUUUCUUGUGUGUGUGCAACGACGGAUAUGUUGGAAUUCGUCUUGUUCAUGGUAAUGAAACGUCUGGCCUGGUUGAGGUACUUCGCAAUUGUGAAUGGAGAUCAGUAUGUGAUGAUUAUUGGACCGAUCAUGAUGCAAAAGUAGCCUGUGGACAACUGGGAUUCUUGCCUUAUGAAGUGCAAUACUGGCUAGAUGAUGUACAGUGUAAGGGUGAUGAGUUGUCGUUGUUUGAUUGUCCACAUAAAGACACCCAUAACUGUGGUAGGAGAGAAAGGGCUGGAGUCCACUGUCUGGGUAAGGAUGAUGUUGAAAUAGGGCUGGUUGAAAACACAACUCUUUAUUCUGGAAUUAUUGACUUAAAGAUUAGAAAUGAAUCGAGAUCAGUAUGUCAUGAUCAAUGGACUGACGAAGACGCUCAAGUGGCAUGCAGAUCAAUGGGACUUCCGUUUACUGGUGCUCAAAAAGAAAUCGAUGGAAUGUUUAAGCCAGGAGAAGAAGUUACAUACUGGCUAUCUCAGGUGAAUUGUCAGGGUGGCGAAGAGUCCUUGCUUGCCUGCAUGCAUUGUGGAGUAGGAAACCAUGACUGUGGUAAAGACCAAAGAGCCAAAGUUAUUUGCAAAGACACUGCUAUAACUUCUUUUCAUUAUCAUUUUGAUAUUGAUAUCAAUCAAGUACAUUACUGGCUUGAUGAUAUUCAAUGUACUGGAGAAGAAAACGGCUUGAUGGACUGUGAGCAUGAACGUCUGGGUGUUCACAACUGUGCACAGCAUGAGAUAGCGGCUGUCAUAUAUUAUGCAAUAGGAGCUGUUGCUACAGUUGAAGUAGGAGAUAUCUGUGGCCUGAUUGAAUUUGAUCUUGAAGGCAAUGGAACGAUCACCGUGGAGGUCGACAUACUGGGACUGAAAGACAUUGAUAAUCCAUGUGACACGGACAUACGUUUGUGUGGUGAUAAUGCCAUGUGUAUGGGAUCUGAUGGCAGGUAUACUUGCACAUGCAUAACUGGCUAUAGUGGAAAUGGUACCUAUUGUUACGAUAUGGACGAAUGUGAAUUGAAGAUGGACAAUUGCUCAGCAUAUGCUUUCUGCACUAACACCCCUGGCUGUUACUCAUGUACAUGCAAAGAAGGAUACAUUGGCGAUGGGAUUUCGUGUAGUCGGGGAUGUGAGGAUGGAGAAAUCCAUUUAAUAGAAAUGGUUGGUGUGAAUGAAAGGCUAGUUGAAAUAUGCUAUAACUCCACCUGGGGACUGGUCUGUGAUGACCAGUGGGGAGCAAAUGACAAUAAUGUCCAAGUUGUCUGUAAGCAAUUUUGUUUUGAGAGUGGAGAGAAAGGUAAAAUUUGUCCAAAUGUGAGAGAUGGGAUAUUCUGGUUGGAUGAAGUGAAUUGUACGGGAGAUGAAGGGCGUUUGGAUAACUGUGCACAUAAUAACAUUGGAGAACAUGACUGCACCCUUGCUGAGGCUGUUACAGUUAUCUGUUCAAAUAUUGAUGAAUGUGCUAUGAAUGUGUCCUGUACGGAAAAUUCCACGUGUACAAAUACAGAAGGAAGUUUCUACUGCAUGUGCAACCCUGGAUACUUCUUUGGGGAAGAGCAGACUUGUAGAGACAAAGAUGAGUGUGAAUGUGGUUUGGACGAUUGUGACGAAAAUGCUAACUGUACUAAUACAGAAGGCAGUUACAUAUGCACAUGCAGAGAAGGUUACUGUGGUGAUGGAAGAUAUUGCACUGUUUCAGACGCAAAUAUGGGAAUUCGUCUUGUUCAUGGUAAUGAAACGUCUGGCCUGGUUGAGGUACUUCGCAAUUGUGAAUGGAGAUCAGUUUGUGAUGAUUAUUGGACCGAUGAUGAUGCAAUGGUAGCCUGUCGACAACUGGGACUCUUGCCUUAUGCUGUGUGCAGCAGUCUGGCUGAGCAGUAA